AUGAGUUUCUUUAAAAGAAAUAUUUACAAGCGAUUUUUUAACUAUGACGAUGAAGACGAUGAUAGUGACGACAGUGAAGAUGAUGAUAAUGCUACAAGAUUUGAUCACAUUUCAAAAAUGCUUAGUGAAUAUCCAUUAAACUUUAAUGAUCCACAUCUAAUCUAUUUAGAUGAACUUGUUGUUUUAAGUUGGACCAAUUUGACACUAAAGAUGAAAGACAAAUUCUUGAAUUCAAAGUAUAAUUUUCAAAAUGCAACUUUAGUACUCAAAGAUUUGUAUAAUUCUUCAUCUUCAACUUUUAAAUACUUAACCUCAAAUCAAAUAAUUAACGUAUUAGACAAUGAAAUCUUAACAAUUCAUAGAAUUAUUCAAAAUACGACAGUAUUUUAUCGCGGAAGAUAUUUAUUUGAUGAACAAAUUCAUGAAAUUUACUUUUGGUAUAUAUACACACGUACAAUCCCUAAUUAUGACAAUAAUUGCAUGUAUGAAAAGACACCUAACACAUUUGAGGUUAAAUUUGAAAAAUUUUACGAAAAUUUUACAAAUAUGAAUUUUGACAUUCAAACCAAAAUGAUUCAUGACAUUCGAGAUAAUCGAAGAUUUAAAUUAUGCUCAGCAUUUCAAUUAAAAAUAGUUGAUCCACGGUCAAAUAAAGAAGUUGAUUCACUUCUUCGCUAUAAGAAAUUUAAAAUUAAUAUUGGUGGAACUUUACGUGAGGCAUUUGAGAAUAAAAUAUUUAUUUUAUCUGCUGAAUCUGGAUCAGGAAAAACAAUUUUACUUCAACAGUACACUUUAAUAAUUAAGUUAAAGUUUCCCAAGAGAUGGAUUACUUAUUUAGACUGUCGAGAUUAUGUUGAUUUACUUCAAAAUUUUACAAGCACAGAAAAAUUACAUGAAAUUGUUCACAAAAUACUCGGCCUAAGUUCUAAAAAUGAAUUCGAGAAGGAAAUUUUCGAAGACAAUUUUAAAUCAGGGAAUAUUAUUUUCUUGUGGGAUAGUUUUGAUCAAAUUCCUGCAGUUAAUCGAAAAAUUGUUGAAAAAAUUAAUAUUUUCAUAUAUAAUACUACCAAUAAUAUUCAAUUUAUAUCAACUAGAUCUUUAUAUUCUGAUUGGUUAAGAUCUACUUUCAGAACAAAAGCAUUUACACUUUUUCCCUUUUUUAAUUAUCGAAAAACUGUAUAUCUUUAUGAGUUCUUUCUUUCCUUAAAUGUAAGUAAAAGUGAGGUUAAACAAUACGUCAACAAAGUGAAAAAGAUUAUUGAUUCUGCACAAGAAAAAAGUGAUUUCAAUACACCAUUGUUGUUGGGAAUGAUUGCAGACGUAAUAUUUACUUAUCCUGACAUUUUUGAAUCUGAAAACUUGUAUGAAAUUUAUGAAAAGUUUGUUGACAAAAAGAUUUUAAUAUGGCUUCAAACUAGUAAAUUUGCAACAGAAAUUAUCAAAACAAUAGUCGCGACUGGAUUUAAUAUGAAAGAAUAUUUUCAACGAGAUGCACUCCGAAGUGAUUAUUAUAAAGUUGGAAGUUUCCUAACAUUAAAGUUAAAAAUUCGUCAUCAAAAUGCUCCAAAAGAAUUGACAAUUGAUGAAAUUUCACGAAUGGGAAUUCUAUAUCCAGAUGAAAAUGAUAAUUAUGGACUUGGGCAUCGAACAUUUUGUGAUUUCUUUAUUGCACAAUAUUUAAUUGAAAAGGUUUAUAAUGCUGAUGAUGGACCAACUGAACAGGAAGCUGAAUUAAGAAUUGAAUUAUUUCAAAAGUAUUCAACUUGGAGGGGAGUUAAGAAAUUUAUGAGCUCUUAUGUUUUAAAAGAAAAAUAUAAAACAAAAAAAUUUGAUCCAGUAAUUUUGAAGCUGUUUCGUAAAAAGUUUAAAAAUAUUCUUUCAUAUUCGUUACACCAAGUUUAUGAACCAUUUCCAUUCUUUUUCUACUUUUUUAGAAAAGACAUGAAACUUUUAACUGAACAGAUGCAUUUAAAAGGCGAAAAUGAAUCAUUUCUUGCAAAGACAUACGAUUUUGUGACCAUUUCCGAAAUUAAUAUAUUUAUGGUUAAACGAGAAAGUGUUAUUAAGUACGCUAAGAAAAAGCUUUCUUCAGAACAGUUUGCUGACUUCACAGAUCUAAAGGAUAAAAAGGGACUUUUCAUGUACAGUUCAUAUUAUUACAAAAGAAUAUCCAAGAGUAUGUUUAAUGUUAAAAACAAUUACAAAGAAUAUUGUUUAAAUGAAGAAAUUUUAAACAGCAAUGAUAGCUAUUUUGUUUUGGAAUCGAUUGUUAAUUCUACAACUAAUAAUGAAACUAAAGUACUUUUAGGUUCAAAGUUAGUUUUAUAUCCAAUUCAAGAAGAAACUCCAUCACAUGAAAAUCUUAUUAUAAUAGAGAAUUCUCUAGAUUAUUAUGAAAAAUUAUGGAUUUUAGUUGACGAAUAUUUAUCACCAGACGAGCAAAAAGCUUGGCUGUCAAAAUCAUUUGAUUUUAUAUUUUCACUUAAAAAUGAAAUAACUCGAAAUUUUUUAAUUGGCAAACUUGAACGCUUGUUUAUAGAUGAUGAGAUUUUCAAUAUAUUUUAUAAUAAUAAAAUAUUACAUUUGAUAGCUGCAAGUAGCAAUAACGACACUCAAUUCCAAAAAUUCAACUCUGCGUGGAACUUUUUCGCUAGUCACACAGUUCUUGAGCAAAAAAUGUUUUAUUUAACAUAUAUUGCUGAUAUAGAUUGUUAUAUGAAUGAGUUUUAUACUAGAUUUUGUUAUUUAGUGCCUCGUCUUAACCUCCUUCAAGCUUCAUUAUUGGGUGAAAUUGGCAUCAAUGUGUUUAAAGGAUUGUCAUCUUACCACGAUGUCUUAAAUAUUUAUAAAAAAUAUUUUAAUACAAUUGAACUUCAAGAAAUCAUAACUUCAGGAUCUAAAGAUUUCAUUCCAUACUUGAUCCUUCUUAGACCUUUUGAAAUAUGUACUGCAUAUGCUCAAUUGCUAAAAGAAACAUUUAAAUCAAAUAUGACGAGAUUAAGAGACUUUUUUGAAGAACAAGUCGAACCUACUACAAAGAAUAUAUUUGAACUAUUAAAUGGGGACGCGCCUUAG
Molecule: messenger RNA, 3075 nt
Organism: Chironomus riparius
Lineage: Eukaryota; Metazoa; Arthropoda; Insecta; Diptera; Chironomidae
Source: the annotation of a GenBank genome assembly